This is a messenger RNA of Thalassophryne amazonica, 7340 nucleotides long. RefSeq names its product tenascin C (gene tnc). NCBI's taxonomy places the organism in Eukaryota, Metazoa, Chordata, Actinopteri, Batrachoidiformes, Batrachoididae. The transcript is spliced from 24 exons. The coding region runs from base 425 to 6064 and encodes 1879 amino acids. The record is from RefSeq and is a predicted model, not a curated record. Gene Ontology annotation, molecular function: protein binding.
GGGCAUUUAAGAGAGCAGUAGGUGGGAGUGGAGUCUGACCGCAGAGGGUCCACUGCUUAACAGAAAGGGAAUUCUCUCUUUCACACAUUCACCCACUCUGCACUGCUCUCGCUCUUUCUCUGUCUCUCUCUCCCUUUCUCUCUCUCCUCACCAGCUGAACAUCAUCCGGCUCUCUAGGUAGUAGACUUGAGUAAACAGUCUGACAGAAUCACGAGAAGAGGGAAGAUGAUAGAGCUGUCAGCACUCUGAAUGACCGUCCAGGCUGGCUGAUAGAGCGCUGUCCGUGCAGCAUCUCUCCAUCUCACACUGAUCAAUCAGAGGACAGGCUGUGAAGUCUUCUAAAGAAUAAAUCCAACAAAAUUUGAUCACCUCCAUUCUCCAUUCAGCUGCUGUUCAUCAGAAGGUGCAGUUCCCGGUUGUCAUCAUGGGGAUGAGAGGCACCCUCAUAGGCUGUAUGUCCUUAGCCCUUCUCCUCCAGUUCUCCAAUGCCGGACUGGUCAAGAAGAUCAUCCGUCACCGUAGAGAAACCCUAGUGCCCAAGAAAAGCCUGGAGAACCUCACUCUUCCCCAUCCAGACCAGCCAGUUGUGUUCAACCAUGUGUACAACAUUAACAUACCCUCCACGUCCCUCUGCUCUGUGGAUCUCGACUCCCCUGGAGGAACAGAGCUCAGACACAAGGGUGCCUCGUUCGAUAUGCGCAACACCGAACACAUGGAACACACAGUGGAUGGUGACAACCAGAUCGUUUUCACCCACCGUAUCAAUAUCCCCAAGCAGGCAUGUGGCUGCAACAACCAGCUGCCAGACAUCAAAGAUAUCCUGAACAGGCUGGAGAUGCUGGAAUCUGAACUGUCGAGUCUAAGGGAGCAGUGCAGCAGUGGAACCGGCUGCUGUGGAGCUCAAGUUACAGGCGAAGUGUCCACAAAGCCGUACUGUAAUGGCCGUGGGAACUGGAGUACGGAAACCUGUGGUUGUUUAUGUGAGCCAGGAUGGAAGGGUCCCAAUUGCACAGAACCCGAGUGCCCCAAUGACUGCCAGGACCAGGGCCGCUGUGUGGAUGGCAAAUGCGAAUGCUUUGAGGGCUUUGGUGGGGAUGACUGCAGUAUUGAGCUCUGCCUACUGGACUGUGGUGACUAUGGUCACUGUGUUGAUGGAUCUUGUCUCUGUGAAGAAGGUUUCAUUGGUCAAGACUGCUCUCAGACCAACUGCCUAAAUAACUGUCUCGGCCGUGGCCGCUGCGUGGAGGAUGAGUGUGUCUGUGAUGAGCCGUGGACAGGCUUCGACUGUUCUGAACUUAUCUGUCCAAACGAUUGCUAUGACCGUGGACGCUGUGUCAAUGGAACCUGCUUCUGUGAUGAAGGAUACACUGGAGAAGACUGCGGGGAGCUCAUGUGUCUUGGCAACUGCAAUAACCGUGGCAUAUGUGUAAAUGGUCAGUGUGUAUGUCACACUGGCUACAGUGGUGAAGACUGCUCAAAGCUAACCUGCCUCAACAACUGCAAAGAGAGAGGCCACUGCUUCAAUGGGAAGUGCAUCUGUGAUCCAGGAUUUGAGGGAGAAGACUGCUCCUACAUCUCAUGCCCUGACAACUGCAACAACAGAGGCAAAUGUGUUAAUGGAGAGUGUCUAUGUGACAUUGGAUACCAAGGGGAAGACUGUGGGGAACUCUCUUGUCCUAAUAAUUGCUUGGACCAUGGCCAGUGCAUAAAUGGAGUGUGCAUAUGUGACAAAGGGUAUACAGGAGAAGACUGCCAUAUCAAGACCUGUCCAAAAGACUGCAUGGGACGCGGAGAGUGUGUGGAUGGACAGUGUGUUUGUCAUGAAGGCUUUACUGGUGAGGACUGCAGUGAGAAGACGUGUCCAAACAACUGCCUGGGCCAAGGCCACUGUGUAAACGGACAAUGCAUUUGUCAUGAAGGCUUUACUAGUGAAGACUGCAGUGAGAAGACCUGUCCCAACAACUGCCUGGAACGUGGCCGCUGUGUAAACGGACAAUGUAUUUGUCAUGAAGGCUUUACUGGUGAGGACUGCAGUGAGAAGACCUGUCCCAACAACUGCCUGGAACGUGGCCGUUGUGUAAAAGGACAAUGCGUUUGUCAUGAAGGCUUUACUGGUGAGGACUGCAGUGAGAAGACCUGUCCUAACCACUGCCUGGGCCAUGGCCACUGUGUAAACGGACAAUGCAUUUGUCAUGAAGGCUUUACUGGUGAAGACUGCAGUGAGAAGACCUGUCCUAACCACUGCCUGGAACAUGGCCGCUGUGUAAAUGGAGAGUGUAUUUGUGAUGAAGGCUUUACUGGUGAAGACUGCAGUGAGAAGACCUGUCCCAAUAACUGCCUGGAACGUGGCCGCUGUGUAAAUGGGGAGUGUAUUUGUGAUGAAGGCUUUACUGGCGAGGAUUGCAGUGAUAAGACCUGUCCCAAUAACUGUCUGGACCGUGGCCGCUGUGUAAAUGGAGAGUGUAUUUGUCAUGAAGGCUUUACUGGUGAAGACUGCAGUGAUAAGACUUGUCCCAGCAAUUGUCUAGAAAGAGGUUAUUGCGUGGAUGGCAACUGUUUAUGUUAUGAAGGCUUCAGUGGCCUAGAUUGUUCCAUAUUGACCUGCCCAGGGGACUGCCAGAACCAGGGACGCUGUGAGAAUGGAGUGUGUGUUUGCGAUGAGGGUUUCAUUGGGGAAGACUGCUCUGAGGUGUCUCCCCCAAAAGACCUAACCGUGGUGGAAGUCACUCCAGAGAUGGUGGACCUGUCCUGGCAGAAUGAGAUGCGAGUGACCGAGUACCUGAUCACCUAUGUGCCCACAGCCCCUGGAGGUCUAGAGUUGGAUCUACGGGUGCCUGGAGACCAAAAGAUGGCUACAAUUCGAGAGCUUGAACCCGGUGUGGAGUACCUGAUUAGUGUCUAUGCAGUUCUCAGCAACAAGAAGAGUGUUCCUGUCAGUGCAAGGGUAGCAACACAUCUUCCUGCGCCUGAGGGCCUCAAGUUCAAAUCAGUCCGUGAGACGUCUGUGGAGGUGCAGUGGGACCCACUUGAUAUUCCCUUCGACGGCUGGAACCUCAUAUUCCGAAAUACUAAAGAGGAGGAUGGUGAGAUUCUUAAUUCCCUCAGCCGUCCAGAGACCACCUUUGAGCAGUCAGGUUUGGGCCCUGGCCAGGAGUAUGAGGUCAAACUGGAAGUACUGAAGAACGGGAAGCGUGGACCACCAGCUUCCAAGAAUAUUAUUACAAUGAUUGAUGCCCCGGGCCAAGUGAAUGUACGUGACGUGACCGACACCACAGCUUUGGUGACCUGGUUCCACCCUGUGGCUGAGGUGGACGGGGUCAGCAUCUCCUUUGGGCCCAGCUUGUAUCCUGCCAGUCGAAAUGCGGUGGAGCUGUCCUCGACUGACACCCAGUACCAUCUGGGAGGCCUCAACCCUGACACCCAGUACGAGGUGACUCUGACAGCCUGGAAGGGAAAACGGACCAGCGUUCCUGUCCACAAGUCCUUCCUCACAGACCUGGACGCCCCCAGAGACCUGCAGACGGUAGAGCUGACAGAUGAGAGCAUCACUCUUCAGUGGAAGAACAGCCAAGCUCAGGUGGACAACUACCGUAUCAAGUAUGGCCCUCUUUCUGGAGGUGAGCACAGAGAGCUGCUCUUCCACCCGGGGCCAAAAGACACCACCCAUGCCAAGAUUACAGGCCUGAGGCCCGGCACGGAGUACGGGAUGGGUGUGACAGCUGUGAAAGACGAGCGGGAGAGCCUGCCUGCGACCACCAAUGCAGUCACUGCCCUGGAUGCUCCCAAGGAUCUGAUUGUUGCAGAAGUGACGGAGACCACCAUGGUGCUGGAGUGGAGACGUCCUCUGGCCAAACUAGACUCGUACAAGCUGGUUUGCAUCUCAGCCGAUGGCCACAAGUUUGAAGUUGUUGUCCCUGGCAGCAUGGAGUCGCACACCUUGAAGGGUCUGAUGCCCGGUAUGCUGUACACCAUCAGCAUCACCGCUGAGAGGGGUCGCAGGAGCAGUGUGCCGGCCACCAUCUCAGCACCGACAGAAGAGGAGAAGCCUUUGGUGACCAAUGUCACCGUCAGCGACGUGAUGUGGGAUAGCUUCUUGCUGUCCUGGUUUGCAGCGGAUGGGGCAUUCGAAGGCUUUCUGGUCGAGGUUACCGAUGCAGAGACGGGCGCUGAGUGGCAAAACCACACAAUGCCCGCCAAUGCUCGCAGCCUCACCAUCGUUGGCCUCUCGCCCAACACCUGGUACAGGGCCAACCUAUACGGGGUGUACAGGGGAGCGCUCUUAGACCCAGUCUUUGCAGACACCAUCACAGAGGCUGAACCAGAGGUGGAGGCUCUCCUGGUCUCUGAGGUCACCCCGGAGAGCUUUAGGUUGACCUGGAUGGUUGUAGAAGAUGUCUUUGAUGUCUUUGUCAUAAUGGUCAACCAGGCUCAGGACCUAAGCCAACCACGGGAGCUGGUGCUGGAUGGAGAGGAGCGAAGCGUGGAGGUCACUGAUCUCACCGAGGACACAGAGUACAAAGUUGUGAUCUUUGGGGUUGUUCUGGAGCGAAGCUCCAAGUCAAUAACCAAGGUGGUGCGAACAGACCUGGGCCCGCCCAAGGGAAUCCGGUUCUCUGACGUCACCGAUACUUCAGCCACCGUUCACUGGAUGGUUCCCCGAGCUCGAGUAGACAGCUACAGGGUCACCUUCAUUCCUGCUCACGGAGGAAGCGCUAAGACACUGAUGGUGGAUGGCUCUGAGUCACAGACGGUGUUAUCCAACCUGACACCCGGGGUCACCUACCAGGUCACCAUUGUAGCUGUAAAGGGUCAAAGGGAGAGUGAUCCUGGUUCAGACAGCGUUGCCACAGCUCUGGAUAAGCCCCGCGGUCUAACUGCAGUCAACAUCACAGAUGGUGAAGCUCUGCUGCUGUGGCAGCCUGCCAUCGCUACUGUGGACGGUUAUGUCAUCACCUACAGCGCAGACACGGUGGCUCCUGUGAUGGAACGAGUUUCAGGAAAUGUGGUGGAGUUUCACAUGAGCUCUCUGACACCAGCAACACGCUACACCGUGAAGGUCUACACUGUGAGAGAUUUGGCCAAGAGCACAGCCACGACAACUGAGUUUGCCACCGAUGUGGAUGCACCCCGUGACCUGGCAGCCAGUAACAUUCAAACAGAGAAUGUCCUGUUAACCUGGAGGCCGCCUCGCGCUGACAUCACCGGAUACAUCCUCAGCUUUGAGUCCGCAGAUGGCAUAAUUCGGGAGGUAGUUUUGGGUCCCAAUGCUGUUUCUUACAGCAUGACUCAGCUCAGCGCCUCUACAGAGUACACAGUCAGGCUGCAGGCUAUCGCUGGUCCCAAGAGAAGCAAAGUCAUCCGCACAGUCUUCACCACCACUGGUGUGCUGUACAGACACCCCAGGGACUGUUCCCAGACUCUGCUGAAUGGUGACACCUCGUCAGGUCUUUACACCAUCUACCUGGCUGGGGAUGAAAACCAGCCCCUCCAGGUCUACUGCGACAUGACCACCGAUGGAGGCGGAUGGAUAGUUUUCCUCCGACGCCAAAGUGGUAAAGUAGAGUUUUUCCGCAACUGGAAGAACUACACUGGUGGUUUUGGUGACAUGAAUGAUGAAUUCUGGCUUGGUCUGACCAGCCUACAUAAGAUCACAGCAGGGGGUCAGUAUGAGCUCCGGGUCGACCUCAGAGAUAAAGGAGAAGCUGCCUACGCUCAGUACGACAAGUUCUCCGUUUCGGAGCCUCGCACUCGUUACAAAGUCCACGUAGGAGGAUACAGCGGGACUGCAGGUGACUCAAUGACCUACCACCACGGACGUCCAUUCUCCACUUAUGACCAUGACAAUGACAUCGCUGUCACCAACUGUGCACUGUCCUACAAGGGAGCCUUCUGGUAUAAAAACUGCCACCGUGUCAACCUGAUGGGCCGAUAUGGAGACAACAGCCACAGCAAGGGUGUCAACUGGUUCCACUGGAAAGGUCACGAGCACUCCAUCGAGUUUGCAGAGAUGAAAAUUAGGCCGUCCAACUUUAGAAACCUGGAGGGAAGGAGGAAACGAUCGUAAAUGGUACAAAUCGCCAACAAAUAACAUCAACGGCACUGCUACUACUCUGUCUGGACUUCCCAUCAACCACCUCAACCGCGCCACCAAACCACCUGCAGCUACCAAAGGCCACUGCCAAGAGCCCUGCUGCCAUCACGCACACAGUCACACCUCCCUCCCAUUCCACUUCCACUUCCCUCAGUGAUGCUGCUGUGCACAAAUGCUGACAGCGUGGAAACCCGCGUGCAUGCUAAAGGUCCACACAGCUUCGACUCGCGCACCAAAGACCACAAACAAGGUUGUCACACCUGACGCUCUCUUCCACUGCAGCAUUUGUCGGGAGGUUUGUGUGCGUGCGUGCGUGGGUGUGCUCGUGUGUGUGCAGCUUGGGCAUAAUGUUGUGCUCAUUAAUUAAUACAGUUCACCAUUUCACACUGAAGCCACGUUUUGGGGUUUUGCAGAAAAGACCGACUGUUUACUUGAUGCACGUGGUGGUGUUUAGGUUCAGGGCAUUUUUUUUUUUCUAGCCCAGAAUUGCUAAAUAUUAUAACAGUACAACUGGUUUAUCAUAUAAAUUAUAUUCCUUGUACAGUAUGGGUACGUUUGAUUUUUUUCCCCCCUCAGAUGUCAGAUAUCUCCAUCCAACAUUGUCUUUUGUUUGUCUUUGUGCAACUUGAUAGUCCCAGUGUCAUUUUAUCUCCCCACCUCCAUCAUUUCAUCUGUCCAUUCUUCACAAAUCAACUUCAGAAGUCACAAGCCACAAAACCAACAAAUGCCCACAUGGUGGCAGCGUUUCCAUUAUCAUAUGAGUCCCUCGGCAUCAUGCUGCAGCCACAGUAUUGUCAUUGAAACAGUUGAACAGAGAAAAGAAAAGAUUUCAUUGGAUGAAUCUGAGGCAGGACCUAUUGUUAUUCAGUAUAAAUCAAAAUGGGCUGAUUCCUUUUUUUUUCCUCCAAAAUGUGAAUACAGUGCUUAUAUGUGGUACAAGAGAAUGUUAUGUGUUGUUGAUACAAAGUUGUUGAUGCUGAAAACAAACAAACAAAAAAAUUUUUUCAAUUGAGUUCCUGUGGAAAUAAUUUUUUUAUGCUUGUGUUGUUAAAUACGGGGCAGGCCAAAAUUAGAGAAGUUCCAGUUUCACACCCUCGUCCUCCGUUAGUGCAGGAUACUAAACCACUGACCUUCUGAAGAAUGCCUGUGUAAAUUAAGUUUGUUUCUAUUGUUCGGUUUGUUUAUGUCUGGAUGAAUAACGUGUUUCUCUCUAAACUGUAUUACAAUAAAACAGUUUGUUUAAAAGUAA